Molecule: messenger RNA, 1117 nt
Organism: Pangasianodon hypophthalmus (striped catfish)
Lineage: Eukaryota; Metazoa; Chordata; Actinopteri; Siluriformes; Pangasiidae
Gene: sec11a
Product: SEC11 homolog A, signal peptidase complex subunit
Exons: 6
Coding region: 252-791 (179 amino acids)
Cellular component (GO): signal peptidase complex; membrane
Molecular function (GO): serine-type endopeptidase activity
Source: RefSeq, a predicted model, not a curated record
GCAAGGAACUCGUAGCUGAGAGGACUAUCGUGAGUCGACGAGAAGGAAUUUCAAGUUGAUAGGGAGUUUUCUUCACUGGUUCAAGGUUGAGAAUUACAAGUUGCAACCGCGAGUGGAGCGCAGUAAUAGUAGUAGUAUAAUUUUGCUGUUUUCUGAGAGGCAGUCAAUAAUUGAACUAAUAAGCUUUGAUUAAAUAUAUACAUACAUAUAUAUAUAUAUAUAUAUAUAUAUAUAUAUAUUUGUUUGAUAAAAUGCUGUCUUUAGACUUUCUCGACGAUGUUCGGCGAAUGAAUAAGCGCCAGCUGUACUACCAGGUGCUGAAUUUUGGCAUGAUCGUGUCUUCGGCCUUAAUGAUUUGGAAAGGCCUGAUGGUUGUGACUGGAAGCGAAAGCCCAAUUGUUGUUGUUCUCAGUGGCAGUAUGGAGCCUGCAUUUUACAGAGGAGACCUCCUAUUCCUCACAAAUCGAGUUGAAGAUCCAAUCAGAGUGGGAGAAAUUGUGGUGUUCAGAAUCGAAGGCAGAGAGAUCCCCAUUGUGCACAGAGUGCUCAAAAUUCAUGAGAAGGAAAAUGGGGACAUCAAGUUCCUGACAAAAGGUGAUAAUAACUCUGUGGAUGACAGAGGUCUAUACAAGAGGGGACAGCAUUGGUUGGAGAAGAAGGAUGUGGUUGGCAGAGCAAGAGGGUUUGUGCCUUACAUAGGAAUUGUUACAAUUUUGAUGAAUGACUACCCUAAGUUUAAGUAUGCUGUUCUGUGCAUGCUGGGACUCUUUGUUUUGGUACACAGGGAGUAAUCCCCCUCCACCAAGGACGACGUGAUAAAGCAAGGCAGUUCCAACCUCCCCAAGCCAGUGUUUGCUAGUGUGUUAAAUCUGCUUAUGCAAAAAAAAAAAAAAAAUUAAAAAAAAGUUACAGUCGAUAAUUGCUGUUAAAGCUUACAAUAACAACACUGGUAAUAUUUGUUUUUGUUCGUCUUGCUAUAGCCUUCCAAAAAUCUUUUUUUUAGGUUUUCUUUGUUCUUUCUGAUGUGCUUUCAUCAUAUGCUCCAGUCUCACACCUGUUUCUACAGCUCAGACUUUUCUAUUGAAUUAAAAUAAAUAAAUAAAAACAACUUCUCUUA